ACGCUGCGUCCCGUCAGCGUCAUGGCGGGCACCGACUGACGGAGAUUUAUAGGAUGCUGACAGUGCACCGGGAACAAGAGAGGACAAUGCUGCGAUCAUGACCAGUGCCGAUGGCUUCUCAAAAUGCGAGCGUCAACAGAGAGGCAGCAGCCGGAGGAGGCCACCUGCAGAGAUGCUCCAUCUGCUCUCAGCUGUCAUUGUCUGGCUGGUGACCGGCACCACCAUCUCCAGCCUCAACAAAUGGAUAUUCGCAGUGUACAACUUCAGGUACCCUCUGCUGCUGUCAGCACUGCACAUGCUCACAGCCAUCGUGGUGGACUAUGGGCUGAUCAAACUGAGGGUGAUCCGCCACAGAGCGGCAUCGCAGCAGGACUUGACCCCCAGUGCAAAAUGUAAGGUGUUCCUGCUGAGUCUGACUUUUUGUGCUAGUAUCGCCUUUGGGAACGUGGGUCUGAACUAUGUCCAACUGUCAUUUGCGCAAAUGAUCUACACCACCACCCCGCUCUUCACCCUGGCCAUCUCGACUCUGAUCCUGGGAAAGCAGCACCACAUUCUCAAAUACACGGCCAUGAUGCCCAUCUGCCUGGGGGCGUCCUUCAGCAUCAUGGGAGAGGUCCAGUUUGAUCAGACCGGCUGCUUCUUUGUGUUUGCGGCGACCAUGCUGAGGGGUGUCAAGUCCAUUCAGCAGAGCAUUUUACUUCAGGAGGAGAAGAUCAACUCUGUGUUCCUGCUCUACCUGAUGUCCAUUCCCAGUUUCCUCAUCUUGAUGGUGGCUGCUCUGGCCUUAGAAAACUGGGCCUUGAUGGAGUCCCCGCUUCAUUACGACUGUCACCUGUGGGUCUUCAUCCUGCUCAGCUGCCUGGGCUCGGUCAUGUACAACUUGGCCAGCUGCUGCGUCAUCACGCUCACCUCGGCCGUCACUCUGCAUAUUCUUGGCAACCUGAACGUGGUGGGGAACCUGCUGCUGUCUCAGCUGCUUUUUGGCAGCGAGCUGUCUGCCCUCAGCUGUGCGGGCGUGGUGCUAACGCUGUCAGGCAUGCUUAUUUAUCAGAACUCAGAGUUCAUCAGCAGCUACCUGGAUGCACGGAGGGCUAAACCUAAGGAGUUUGAACAAUUAGAGUUUCACAGUGCCACUGGAGAGGGUUUGGUUGAAGCAACAAAGUGUGAAAAAACACAUCGUCAGCAGACAUUUGACGAGAAACGGGAAGACAAACUGGAUUAAAGUGGAAUUAUAAAGAAUAGAUUAAACUAAUAAACGUGCUGGACACUUUAAUUUCUGUUCUCUGGCCUGUGUGUCAACAAUCAAGAGUAGUGCAACCUUACCGUACUGAUGGAACGAGAAAUGAUUUUCCUCCUCCCUGUGUUGAUCGGUUAUUCCUCUGAUCAACAAAAAGGCAUCUUUUCUAUCUAGUGUGCACAAAGAAACGACUCCUUCGUGUUUCAUGUAAACCGUUAAUAGAGUUUCCGUUCUGCCCGACAGCAGAA
This is a messenger RNA of Nematolebias whitei (Rio pearlfish), 1485 nucleotides long. RefSeq names its product solute carrier family 35 member E4 (gene slc35e4). Gene Ontology annotation, molecular function: antiporter activity. Gene Ontology annotation, cellular component: Golgi apparatus. The record is from RefSeq and is a predicted model, not a curated record. The transcript has 3 exons. NCBI's taxonomy places the organism in Eukaryota, Metazoa, Chordata, Actinopteri, Cyprinodontiformes, Rivulidae. Bases 98 to 1222 code for a protein of 374 amino acids.